AUGGCUGCGGAUGUCAAUAUGACCACUACAACCCACGAGGUCGGCCAUUGGUUCGGUUUGAUGCACACUUUUGACGGCGAAUGUUCCGCUGAGGGAGAUACUAUUGAUGACACUGACCCGCAGGAAAAGCCAACAUGGUUUUGUACUUCAAACCCAGCUCGCUAUCCCGAUGGCAGACCCGCCGUUGAAACUUGUGGCGCCUGGAGAGUAAGCAACAUGUAUAAUAUUAUGGAUUACUCAGACUGCGGGUCAACAUUUACUGCCGGCCAGAAGGAUCGCAUGAAAUAUUGGGCGAGGUAUCGUCAAAUACUUGGAGCUCGUUCUCCAUCUCGUGACCCAGUUAGUGAGCCGGUUGGUGAGCCGGUUGGUGAGCCUGUUGGUGAGCCUGUUGGUAAGCCUGUUGAUGAGCCUGUUGAUGAGCCUGUCCGUGAUCCAUCUCGUCCGCCAACGCUAGCUCCAGCUCCAGACCAAGGUUCUAAUGUGGCUAAACUUUGGGGACAAUGCGGCGGCGUAUACUGGAAUGGCCCAACCUCUUGCGCUGAGGGUCUCUACUGUAGGCGACAAGAUGCUUGGUACUCUCAAUGCUUACGCGCACCUUGA
Molecule: messenger RNA, 600 nt
Organism: Metarhizium robertsii ARSEF 23
Lineage: Eukaryota; Fungi; Ascomycota; Sordariomycetes; Hypocreales; Clavicipitaceae
Product: Peptidase M43, pregnancy-associated plasma-A
Exons: 2
Coding region: 1-600 (199 amino acids)
Biological process (GO): carbohydrate metabolic process
Cellular component (GO): extracellular region
Molecular function (GO): metallopeptidase activity; cellulose binding
Source: RefSeq, a predicted model, not a curated record